Molecule: messenger RNA, 1385 nt
Organism: Aspergillus sclerotioniger CBS 115572
Lineage: Eukaryota; Fungi; Ascomycota; Eurotiomycetes; Eurotiales; Aspergillaceae
Exons: 1
Coding region: 106-1209 (367 amino acids)
Source: RefSeq, a predicted model, not a curated record
CAUCUCCCACCAGUACUAGUGUCUAUCGUUCAAUCAACCAGUCCACUCGUUUGGUAUCCAAAAAAACCCGGCAUCCGUUAUCACUACACUUCAUUCCUUCGUCUAAUGUCACAACCUAUCAAUCGCGCCUCCACGUUCCAGCCAUUUCCCUGUUUCUACGUCUACCGACCCGGUUACAUGGUCGUUCCUCUGAUUCCCCUCGAUGAGCUGCCGGGAUGGAUCCAAGUCGGUGAUUUCAAUUGGGCCGAUAGCGCCCUGUACGAGCCUAUGCUCCCUGCCAGCUUCAAUUGCUUUCCGCGAGUAGGCGAAUACGACGUCAUCUGCCACCACUGCUAUGCCCACGUGGAUAGUUUCCACCGAAGCGUGUCGGAGCGAAGUAACAGUAACGCCUCUUCUCGUGCCUCGAACGUUCCCAAGAGUGCUGCAGCCGCAGGCCCCUCGAAGACAGCAGUGCUAGACCGCCCGUGCAUACUCAAACAUCCUCCGUUCGAGGCAAACUUUAAUACCAGUCCAUUCGUCGGAAUGUGCUUCCUCAAGUGUAAGACAUUCUGGUCAAACUGGUGCUCCAGGACGCAGGAUGAAGAGGCUCUCAACCCAAAUCCCCCGGACAAUCAUAGCAGUCAGCACAGCAGUCAUCACAGCAGUCAUCAUAGCAGUCCUCCUAGCAGUCAUCCUAGCAGUCAUCAUAGCAGCCAUCAUAACAGUCAUCAUAGCACUGAUUAUGGCAGCAGCAUUAACACCAACCAUGACAGCAACCAUAGCACUCAAGCUGACCAAGAACAAAUGGUCAGCGACUCGAGUCCCCAGGCAGAAGAAUCCCGACCUGAAGAGCCUGAGAGGAAUGCCGAGGCUGAGACUCCUACUCCUAUCGAGGAUGCCAUGCCGUUCCCUAUGAGCAUCAAUGAUAACGAUCAUAACGCCCUGGGAGGCGAUUCCACCGCGGACCCGCAUCCCGAGACAGGGGUCCAAUCCCGUGCGGUGAGCCCUCAAUCGCGAACACGGACGCAGCGCUCUGUAGCGUCCUCUUCUUAUCCUGGCGACGGUCCCGUAGCGUCGCAUAGAGCAUCAAGCUCCGAAUCAACGUUAGGCGAUAGGCCUAGGGGCAGGCCUGGAGCAAUGCGCACCAGCAGAAGACGUGUACGGUUCGAGUGGCCAGCGGGAGGCUUCCAGCCUAUUCGCAGAACAGGUCCAAAUUCAGGGGGUGACUGAGCGUUGAUGGGAAUUGGCAUAGAGGGCUCAUCCAUACCGCGUCAGGGUUAAAUAUUGCUGGAACCUGUACAGGCAUGGUAGAUCUCUGAGUAGUAUAGGGCUAGUGUUAUCAAGAUUGUCCGUUACCUUGAUAUCCCAUCCAUCCUCAGCGAGAUAGUAGUUAUACAAAGAACAGG